Staurois parvus is the source of this 266-nucleotide messenger RNA. NCBI's taxonomy places the organism in Eukaryota, Metazoa, Chordata, Amphibia, Anura, Ranidae. The record is from the annotation of a GenBank genome assembly.
CAUCCCUGCUGGAAGAACACAGUGGUUAUUGCUAUCGCCUAUAGCAGCUGGCAUGAGCAAAGUCCCUUUAGUAGUAGUUUGGGGCGGACUGAAAACUCAUGGGGCCCCCAGGCAAUAGGGGAUCAUGGGGCCCCGUGUCCUUGCCCAUACUCAAAAAAGCCUAUGAAAAAAGGUACCGGGGCAUCUCAUGGGGCCCCCUUCUGACCCCGGGCCCUCAGGCAGUGCCUGAGUUUCCAAAUGGUCAGUCCACCCCUGGUAGUAGUAGU